Molecule: messenger RNA, 1533 nt
Organism: Strongyloides ratti
Lineage: Eukaryota; Metazoa; Nematoda; Chromadorea; Rhabditida; Strongyloididae
Product: Serine/threonine-protein kinase RIO1
Exons: 3
Coding region: 1-1533 (510 amino acids)
Biological process (GO): maturation of SSU-rRNA
Cellular component (GO): preribosome, small subunit precursor; cytosol
Molecular function (GO): protein serine/threonine kinase activity; ATP binding
Source: RefSeq, a predicted model, not a curated record
AUGAUUAAUAUAGAAGAAUCAUUCAAAAAGAUUGACCUCGGAUAUCCUUUACAUGAAGGUAGUGAUAAACAUAGAAAUAUAAUUUUAGAGAAUAAUGAAGAAUAUGAUUAUGAUGAGGAGAUAAGUGAUUGUGAAGAUGUUGCAGAUAUUUUUGGUGAUGAGACAUGUGACUUUACAAAAAAAUAUAAUAGUGCAAAAAGCGCUUCUAGAAAUCCUAAUAAACAAGUUUCAACUUCUAAUAAUAACGGUUUUAGAAAAACUUCUGGUGAAGCUUUUAUACAAUUUGACCUUGAUUCAAUAACAAAACAUAAACAUAGAAAAACUAGAGAUCGUGCUGAUCGAGCAACAGUUGAACAAGUUUUAGAUCCUCGUACCCGUCUCAUUAUUUUUCGUCUGGUUCAACGUGGAGUUUUAGAAACAAUUGAGGGAUGUAUUUCAACUGGUAAGGAAGCUAAUGUUUACCAUGCUCUUGAUGAAAAUGGACAAAGUUUUGCUAUUAAAAUAUAUAAAACAGCUAUUUUAACUUUCAAGGAUCGUGAUCGUUAUGUGUCAGGAGAAUUUAGAUACCGUCAUGGUUAUUGUAGACAUAAUCCUCGUAAGAUGGUUGCUACAUGGGCAGAAAAAGAAAUGAGAAAUUUAAUGAGAAUGCAUCAAGCAGGAAUGGCAGUUCCAAAACCUUUAUUAUUAAAGGGUCAUGUAUUAGUUAUGGAUUUUGUUGGUACAGAUGGUUGGCCUGCUCCAUUAUUAAAAAAUGCUGAAUUCAAUGAAGAGGUAGCUAAUAAUUUAUACUUAGAUUGUAUUAAAUAUAUGAGAACAAUGUAUAGAGAUUGUAGACUUGUUCAUGCAGAUUUGUCUGAAUAUAAUAUGCUUGUUCAUGAGGAAAAAUUAUACAUAAUUGAUGUAUCACAAAGUGUAGAACACGACCAUCCACAUUCAUUAGAAUUUCUUAGAUCUGAUAUUGCUAAUGUCACUAAUUUUUUUAGAGAUCGUGGUUCAGCUGUUUUAAGUAUGAAACAACUUUUUGAAUUUAUUGUUGAUCCAACAGUACAAAGUAAUGCUGAUAUUGAAAGAAUCCUUCAACAGCGUAGUCAUGAAAAAAUUGAAGAAGAUAUUUUAUUUAUGAAAGCUUUUAUUCCUCAUAAAUUAGAUUCAUUGAUACAUUAUGAACGUGAUGAUGAAGUUGAAAGAUCUGGAGCUGAAGUUAAUAAUCCAUUUCAAAAAGUUAUCAGUAAAGUUUUAAUGGGAAUAAAGAAUGAGGAGAAAGAGAAGGAAGAAAUUUUAGAAGAUAUUGUUGAAGAGGAAGACAAUGAUGAUGAGGAAAAUUCAUCUGAUGAAUCUAGUCUUGACUCAGAAGAAAGAAGACUUGAAGAAUUGAAAGAACAUCGUAGAAAAUUGCAUUUUAGACCAAAAUCUGAAGAUUUAGAUGCAAAAAAAGAACGUAAGAAAGCUGUUAAAAAUGAAAAAAAAGAAAAAAGAAAAGACAAAAUACCUAAACAUGUUAAAAAAAGACACAAUAAGAAAGCUCAUAAGUAA